Messenger RNA from Acanthosepion pharaonis, 1068 nucleotides. The record is from the annotation of a GenBank genome assembly. NCBI's taxonomy places the organism in Eukaryota, Metazoa, Mollusca, Cephalopoda, Sepiida, Sepiidae.
AUGGACCAAAAGUCCGUUGUCUCUAAUAGAACGCGCUCCAGGUUCUCUUCUGCCUCAUCUAAGGCCUUAGCUGUCCGUGCCGAACUGGAGAUGGCUAAAGCAGGCCUGCUCUUCGUGAAGAGAGAGAAUAAACUGCGCGAAGCAAAGGCUAAAAUGGAGUCUGAAGAGAAAACUCUAGAGGCUCAAAGGGAGAUAGCUCUCAAAGAAGCCGCACUAAAGGCCUUUGAAGAGUAUGUCUCGCUUAGUGAGGAAAAAUCCAGCAUCCACCUUGACCAGACUCCUGCCGAUCCCAUGCAGCGUACGAGAGAAUAUGUGGCCGAACAGUCGGCUCAACUCAACUCACAACCUGCCGCCCCGCAAUUGGUACAAUCAUCUGCCCUGCAACACACACGCUCUCCUGCAUCCCAAUUCGAUCAGCCCACCAACUCAGAAGCCUCCUUCCGCUACUUCCCCGAUCCAUCUGAUGAUCAUCGGAGGAGGUGCUCAACUGAAAACCGCCAUGACCAUUCCAGUGACUUAAUGCGUUACUUCGCCCGGCGUGAAUUACUUCAAGCCAGUAUGCUGAAAUUCUCGGACAGACCUAAGGACUAUCGAGCAUGGAGACGUUCAUUUCGCAACUCCAUUGUCGACCUGCAUUUGACACCGAGUGAAGAAAUGGACUUGCUUGUGAAAUGGCUCGGCCCUGCCUCCACUGAGCAUGCCAACCGUUUAAGGACAGCCUACCUUAACCAUCCUGAGAAGGGCCUGCAUGAAAUAUGGAAGCGUUUGGAAAAAUGCUACGGGUCCCCUGAAGCCAUCGAAGACUCACUCUUCGAAAGGAUCCAUAGGUUCCCAAAGGUAACCAAGGACUACGACAGACUGAGGGAGCUAAGCGACCUCCUCACCGAACUCCAAGCAGCUAAGGAUGAUGGUGAUCUCCCCCGGCCUUGCCCUCCUGGACACUGCUCAGGGUCUCAGGCCUAUUGUGGAGAAGCUUCCGCCUACACUACGAGACCAAUGGACCUCCCAUGGCACGACAUACAAGCGGAAACACCAAGUGCCAUUCCCCCCAUUCUCGGUGUUUACUAA